Periophthalmus magnuspinnatus is the source of this 1629-nucleotide messenger RNA. RefSeq names its product Yip1 domain family, member 4 (gene yipf4). Gene Ontology annotation, biological process: endoplasmic reticulum to Golgi vesicle-mediated transport; vesicle fusion with Golgi apparatus. Bases 193 to 906 code for a protein of 237 amino acids. Lineage: Eukaryota; Metazoa; Chordata; Actinopteri; Gobiiformes; Gobiidae. The transcript is spliced from 6 exons. The record is from RefSeq and is a predicted model, not a curated record. Gene Ontology annotation, cellular component: trans-Golgi network; membrane.
CCCUGAACGCACCAUGAGACGUGUCGCGUCUCUGCUUCCUGCUCUGUCUCUGCAGCGAAACUGCAAAAACAACAUGCUUUAGCGGCCAAAACACACCACAAACACCUAUGACACUACCACCGGGACUCUCCUAACAUCUGCCCCUCAGUGUACUUUCCGCGGGUCCAACGUUUGUGAAAAAGCGGCUUGACGAUGCAGUUUUCUCCCAAUAAUGGAGACUUUACGUUCGUGUCUUCCGCUGAGGCUGAGGAGCUCAGUGGGACCAUCGUUGCUCCGGAUGUGAAGCUGAACAUGGGCUCGGAUUCGGGGAGGGACCCUUAUGCCACGACGUUCCUGCGACAGAGAGGCUAUGGCUGGCUCCUGGAGGUGGAGGAGGAUGAGAGUGAUGACAACAAACCGCUACUGGAGGAGCUGGACAUUGACCUGAAAGACAUUUACUAUAAGCUGCGCUGUGUCCUGAUGCCGAUGCCAUCCCUGGGGUAUAACAGACAGGUGGUGAGAGACAACCCCGACUUCUGGGGUCCUCUGGCUGUGGUCCUGUUCUUCUCCAUGAUUUCCAUCUACGGGCAGUUCAGGGUGGUGUCCUGGAUCAUCACGAUUUGGAUUUUUGGGUCUUUAAUAAUUUUCCUUUUGGCUCGAGUCCUUGGAGGAGAGGUUUCUUAUGGUCAGGUUCUUGGCGUCAUCGGUUACUCUCUGCUACCGCUCAUCGUCAUCGCUCCGUUACUGCUCUUCAUCGGGGGAUUCGAGCUGCUCUCUAUAGUCAUCAAAUUGUUCGGUGUGUUCUGGGCGGCCUACAGCGCUGCUUCACUUCUCGUCGGUGAUGAGUUUAAAACAAAGAAACCGCUCCUGAUAUACCCCAUCUUCCUGCUCUACAUCUACUUCCUGUCUCUGUACACCGGAGUCUGACGGACCAAUCAGAGCCCAGGACUAAAGGACUCAUGCCUGGCUCUGACCAAUCACAGCACAGAACCAGGACCACACUGCAUCCACACCACAGAGGUCUCAGAGGUGCUGGACUGGAGUGGGACUGGAGUGGGACUGGACUGGUACUGGACCAAGAGUACAGACCUAAGUAAGGAAAAAGUAAACCAAUUUUUCAUCUGAAUUUUGACUAAACCAGAUCUAUCAUUAAACAGCUCCAAGCCAGGUCUAAACAAGGUCUAAACGGGGACUAAGCUGGGACUGAACUGGGACUGAACUGGGACUGAACUGGGACUGAACUGGGACUGAACUGGGACUGAACUGGGACUAAACUGGGACUAUACCAGAUCAAGCAUUAAACAGCCCCAAACCAGGACUAAACUAAGACACAACCCGGAACAAACUUGGUCCUUAUUGCAAAGUCUAAACCAGGACUAAGUGAGAAAAAAUGCACUAAACCGGAUCUAAACCAGGUCUAAACUGUAUGAAACCCUGGACCUCUGUGGACUGUGUCUGGUUGUGGCCUUUUAAGGAUGUUUUGUUUUUUAUCAGAUUUGAUUCUUGUGCUCGUGGGGGAGGAGGGUUAUAUAUACAUGUAAAUAUUUUGUCUUUCGUCAAAAUAAUAAAAAAGCCUGAGGUUUUCUUUGUGCAAUACACUUUCAUAUUCUGGGACAUUUCUCAAGACUCAACUACUUUUGUUUCCAUGGU